Messenger RNA from Penicillium salamii, 264 nucleotides. Lineage: Eukaryota; Fungi; Ascomycota; Eurotiomycetes; Eurotiales; Aspergillaceae. The record is from the annotation of a GenBank genome assembly.
AUGUCUAAGAUCUACAUUGGUAACCUGCCCUGGAGCACCGACAACAACAAGCUCGCCGAUGCUUUUUCUGAGCACGGCCAGAUUGUUGACCACAUUGUCAUGACUGACCGUGAGACCGGCCGCUCCCGUGGCUUCGGCUUCGUCACCUUCUCUGCCGAGGAGGAGGCCCAGGCUGCCAUUGCCGCCAAGAACGACUCCGAGCUCGAUGGUCGCCGCAUCACCGUCAACAUCGCCAACCCCCGUCCCACCCAGGGCCGCUGGUAG